This is a messenger RNA of Leucoraja erinaceus (little skate), 3555 nucleotides long. RefSeq names its product matrix metallopeptidase 9 (gene mmp9). Gene Ontology annotation, cellular component: extracellular matrix. Gene Ontology annotation, molecular function: zinc ion binding; metalloendopeptidase activity. The coding region runs from base 77 to 2137 and encodes 686 amino acids. The record is from RefSeq and is a predicted model, not a curated record. Gene Ontology annotation, biological process: extracellular matrix organization; proteolysis; collagen catabolic process. NCBI's taxonomy places the organism in Eukaryota, Metazoa, Chordata, Chondrichthyes, Rajiformes, Rajidae. The transcript is spliced from 13 exons.
AAGCUAUUCUCCAACUGAGAGGAACAGGAGCAUCUGAAGUACUUGAAACUCAGGCUGAUCUUCCAUUCGGUACAAAAUGAUGCUGAAAGAGGUGGUGUUGGUCUUCGCUCUGUUUGCACACAGUUGCUUCAGUGCACCGACAAUUCCCCUGCCCAUAACAUUCCCUGGGGAGCAGAAUGUGACUGACAUUGAGAAGGCAAUGAUUUACCUUCAAAGGUUUGGUUACGUGAAUUUACAAGGGACAGACACCGCAAUGUUUAGUCUAAAAUCUGCCAUCAUAAAGGCACAAAGAAACUUAGGUCUGCCCGAAACAGGAGAAUUUGAUCCCUCCACACUCAGUGCCAUGAAACGGCCACGCUGUGGGGUCCCUGAUGUCCUGAGCUACAAGACGUUUGAUGAUAAAAUUUGGGAGCACACCAAUUUAACUUACAGAAUACAAACGUAUACCCCCGAUUUGGAUCCAUCGGUUGUUGAUGACGCAAUCGCUCGUGCAUUCAAAGUGUGGAGUGAUAUCACUCCGUUAACCUUCGCUAGAGUUUAUGGUGGAGAACCAGACAUCAUGAUUAAAUUCGGCAGAGAAUGGCAUGGAGAUCCAUAUCCAUUUGAUGGAAAGGAUGGUCUGUUGGCACAUGCCUACCCACCUAUGAAAGAUGUGUAUGGUGACCUGAGCGGUGAUGCGCAUUUUGAUGAUGAUGAAUUCUGGACCUUGGGAAAAGGAGCAGCGGUUAAAACUCAUUUUGGAAAUGCCAAUGGAGAUUUCUGCCACUUCCCCUUUACAUUCGCUGGGAAGACAUAUAAGGCCUGUACUUUGGAUGGAAGAAAUGACGGAUAUGCUUGGUGUGCCACUACCCCAGACUUCGAUAAAGACCAGAAGUAUGGAUUCUGCCCACAGGGAUUGCUUUACACCUUUGAUGGAAACAGUGACAGUUCACCUUGUGUGUUCCCUUUUGAAUUUGAUGGAAAGAGUUAUGAUCAAUGUACAUCAGAGGGUCGUAAUGAUGGCCUCAAAUGGUGCGCAACCACCAGCAACUAUGAUGUAGAUACAAAGUACGGCUUCUGUCCCAGUCCAGCUGAUGCUGUGAUUGGUGGCAAUUCUAAUGGCAAGCAGUGUACAUUUCCUUUCAAAUUCCAAGACAAGAUGUAUAGCGAGUGUACCACCGUUGGACGAUCAGAUGGGAAGCCAUGGUGUGCAACCACCAGUAACUUUGAUGUAGACAAAAUGUGGGGCUUCUGCCCUGAUGCUGGAUACAGUCUAUUUUUAGUGGCAGCCCAUGAGUUUGGACAUUCUCUGGGAUUAGAUCAUUCAACUGUAAAAGAUGCCCUCAUGUACCCAAUGUACACAUACAAAGAAAACUUCAAGUUACCCAAUGAUGACAUUGCAGGAAUACAGUAUCUAUAUGGUAUGGCCAGUUCCAUUGAUCAAAAUCAAGUUCUAGAUUCAACAACAUUGGCACCAGUUUCAACAAUGGCACCAGAUUCAACAACAUUGGCACCAGUUUCAACAACAGUGGCACCAGUUCCAACAGCUGUGCUCACCACAACCACUGUUGAGCCGGCUAUAGAUAUCUGCAACGUGGAUAUUUUUGAUGCAGUUGCAAGUAUCAAGGAAACACUUCAUUUCUUCAAGAACGGAAAUGUCUGGAAAUUUGCAGCAACAAAGAAAAUUGUCAAAGGACCAAUUCCAAUUGCAAAGCUGUGGCCAAAAGCGCCUUCUAAAAUUGAUGCUGCAUUUGAAGAUGUAAAUAGCAAGGAAGUUUACAUUUUCUCAGGGCGAUCAUACUGGGUAUUUUCUGGCACCAGACUGCUGCAGGGUUAUCCCAAGGAUAUUAGGAAACUGGGUAUUGAUGACCAGGUGCAACGGAUAGUUGGUGGCAUUAUGUUAAACCGGAAAAAUGUGCAGCUGAUUGGUGGGCAGAAGGUCUGGAGGUUCAACAUGGAGACACAGAGAGUCGACAGGGUCAGCAAGAUUUAUGAUGAUUUUCUUCACGUGCCUAUUGAUUCCAAUAUUGUAUUCAUGCACCAAAUGAGCUUCUACUUCCUCCGUGAUAAGUAUUUCUGGAAAAUGGACAACCACUAUCGGGUUACUUACGUGGGAUAUAUCAUGAGGAACCUACUGAACUGCAAAGCACAAAAAUGAACUUCCAGACCAGCAUCCCCUGGACAAAGAAUUAUUCUGUAAUUUAUUGUGUUCAUGUUCUUGUGUUAUCUUUUCGCCUCGCAGCAUAAUCCUUGAGUUUUCUUUUGCUUUCAAUUUUACUGGGAGGUCCUCAAAGGAUAAAUAAAUUUAGGCCAAAACGUUAUCAAGGAGAAAGGUGAAAGUAUAAAGUAAAAUUGAAAUAUCAUUUAAAUAAAAGGAUUAAAUCAUUUGUAAAAUAUAAACUAAUUGCCUCUGAAGAAAGGUCUCGACCCGAAAUGUCACACAUUCCUUCACUCCAGAGAUGCUUCCUGUCCCGCUGAGUUACAUUCGCUUUUUGUGCCUAUCUUCGGUUUAAACCAGCAUCUGCAGUUCCUUCUUACACAAUUGACUGCUUAUUCAGGUUGAGUCAAUGUGCCUGCUGAACAGGCUGAAUCUGGAAUUAGAUUUGUAAUGCACUGUCUAUGUGAACCAAAGCUAUGUCACACAAUGGCAGCCUUGUACAAUUGUGAAGCAGAUACAAAUUAAUAUAGAUUCUUUAUAGGAUGUAAAAAACAAUCCAUGUGAUUAUCAGUGGAAAAUAUUGUUCAUGGUGUUAUCAAAUGUAAUGUAUCAUGGAAUUCAAACAUGUCUUCCUUGGUGGACAGUGGGGGAAAUUUGUAUCCUGUAACCACGGCAAGUUAUCUUGCACAAAUUCAGAUUAUUAUAUAUUAUUUAUUCAUUUUUCUGUUUAUUUUUUCCACUGUGGAAUAAUUUUGAGAAAUUUCACGUGGCUAUUUGUCAAUGAGAAAAUCUAGCCGUUGAUCGGUAUAAGUGCAUUGCAAUUACAGCCAGCCCUUUGUGUAUGUCAAUGGUGUGGCUCUGCAUCCAUCCGGUGAUAAUUUAUUGCCAUUAUUUAGGCCAUGAAAUAGCUGGCCAUGAAAUAAAGUGAGUCAGUAGUCAUUGCUAUGCCACGACUGCACAAAACAUAGAAAAGAGGUCUAAAUCAUUUCAACUUUCCUUGUACAACUUUCUCUGGCUCUUGGAUUCGACAAUAUGGAACUUCAUUUGUCUCUCCAACAAUGCUAAUUUUCAACUCAGCUCAUGGAGGGAAGGACAACAGUGGACCCCCAGGAAUUCACUGGGGUCCCGAGUUCCUCAGUAGAUUCUGAGGCUGAGAAGCUUCCAUUGCAUCUUGUUAAUAACAUUGCAUAAUUAAAACACAGUUCAAGACUGUGAAGAUGGUUUAUCUGUCAUGCCAGUUGUUUGUUAAGUUGUACGUGGAUUCCACUUCGCUCAGCAUUACUGAGUCCAAUAUCAGUAUUUUAAAAUAAAACUGUUUUAAUACUAGUUAAUUUAAAUUUUAAACAAUGUAAUUGAAGAUAAAUUAUGUUCAUUUUCAAUACUUUUUUGUAAAUAAUAAACCUUGUUGAACUUCUGAA